Beauveria bassiana ARSEF 2860 is the source of this 2547-nucleotide messenger RNA. Its product is annotated as pentatricopeptide repeat domain-containing protein. Gene Ontology annotation, molecular function: protein binding. The record is from RefSeq and is a predicted model, not a curated record. The coding region runs from base 1 to 2547 and encodes 848 amino acids. Lineage: Eukaryota; Fungi; Ascomycota; Sordariomycetes; Hypocreales; Cordycipitaceae. The transcript has a single exon.
AUGUAUGCGGGACUCGCGGCACUAUUCAGGGCGCGAGCCAUUCGGCUCGGUGCACCUCGAUUUAGUGCAGCCGCAUCGAGCCCGAAUCUCGCACAAGGGCGUUCGCAGUGUCUAGACCAGCGCUCUCUGCACCUGAGCGCCUCCUCCCCGACCGCCGCCACCGCGCGCGACACAGCCGUCCAAGCCGACUCCAAAGACGGACGAGUCGAGGAAACCGCACAAGUCAGCGAGAUAGCCCAGACGAACCUGGCCCGUAACAGGGAGAUUCGCCACGCGUACCGACACAAGACGCCCGAGACCGAAGCCGCCGUGGCCGAGAUGCUCGGCACCACGUACAUCCCGCCCGCGCGGCAGUACCCCACCGCCGAGGCCACCGCUCUGAGCCUGCAGCGCGCGCGGCUCGUUGCACGCAUCCGUGUCGGCGAGGAGACGCUCGCGGCCCGGGCCGGCCGGGUUCGCCGCCGCGACGCCCUCGACACCCUGGGACUGCUCAAGCACACGACGCAGCCGCACGUCGCCGGCCGCGCGCCCGCCAUGCACGCCAUGCGCAUCGUGCUGCCCAAGACGUGGACGCUCGAUGUCGUGGGGAGCAGCAAGAGCGUCGACUACGUUGCAGCGCGCACGGGACUCGCGGCGCGGCUGCGCAUGACAGGCGACCGUGAUAGCCCCACGGCAGUUGUGCUGCGCGGACGCGCGCCCGUGCUCGCGCAGGCGGCCGACGAGCUCAUCGCCGUGUGCAAAGACGUCGAGGUGUACAGGCUCGGCGAGGUGACGACCUUGGACUACACGGCAAGGCGUCUGUGGCCCGCGAUCGAGGACGCCGAGGACGGGGGCGCAUUUGUGCCGCCGGACCAGCGGGAUAAAAUAUGGUUCCAUAGGGAGCAGCAGUACUGGAUCGACUGCGCGUACGAAAAGUUGCCGCGGCCGACGCGGUGGACCGAGGCGUCCUUUGACACCUUUAUCAGGACGAUCGUAUACGGUCGCCUAAAACCGGGCAAGACGCUGUCAAUCUACCACUACGGCAUUCACACCGACAAAAUUCGCGUCCGCAUGAUCAUGGAGGCUUUUGAGGAUCCCGCCGCGCGCAGCUGCAUCACCACGCCCGUCCUCCAAAUGGCGCUGCAGUUCAUGGCCACGCACGGCGGCCACCGCGCCUCCGCCGAGCGCCUGCUCGCCCAAGCCGAGAGAUGGGGCGUGCCGCUCGACACAGACGCCUUCAACAUCCUGCUCGACUGCUACGUGCAGGUGCACGACGCGCGCUUCUUCCACAAGGUGCUCGUCAAGAUGCGCGAGUGCUGCUUCUACCCCAACACGCGCACCUGGCUCCAUUUCCUGAAGCUCGUGCAGCGCGACGACGCCCGGCUGCAAGUCGAGGCCGCCAUGUUUGACCUCGGCUUCUUCGCGGACCCGAGCACGCGUCGUGGCGUCGGCAUCAUUACCGCCGGGGCGGCCGCCUACCAGGCCUUUCGCGUGGGCGAGACCCUCCCGUCGUUUCUGCGCAAGCAAAUCGCGCGGUUCGGCCCCGCAUGGCUCACUGAGCAAUCCGUCAACGCCGUGCUCAACGAGUUCUUCCUCUUCCACCCGACGGCUGCCGCGAGUAGCCACCACCCCGACCAUCGCCUGCUCGUCGAGCGCCUGGCCGCGGAGCAGGGCCAGCCCACCAUGCCCAGCAGCACGCGCAACCUCAUCCUCGAGCACUGCGCACAGCCGCACGUCUGCGACUGGGAUACGACGCUGUGGGCGCUCGAACACGGCAUGCCCGCUCGGCGCGACGACGCUGCGGUCGGCGAGCGCACCGCCACCGGUGACACCUACCACCAUCUGAUUAAUCUGUGCCGGGCCACGCGCAGCCCCGCCGCGCUCGCCGUCGUCGUCUUCUACGCCGUCAAGGAACGCGCGCUGGUUGAGCGCGCCGCCCGCACGGCCGUCGCCCAGGCCCUCCUCGACAGAGGAGACGACGCCAUUCCGCCGCGAAUACUGUCCCCGGCCAUGGCGCGCGCAAUCCAAAAGGAGCCCGUCGAAACCAAGGCGCACGCCGUCCGCGCCGUAGAGGCCGCGAUGCGACACACGACUGAGGGCUACAUGCCCGCGGACCGGCUCGUCAACGUGCUGCGCGACGCGCGCGCGUCCGACUGUCGCCUGCAGCGCGAGGGUACCGCCACCGCCGCCGCUGCCGCUGCCGCGAAAACGGAGGACGAUGGGGCUGCUGCCGGCCCGGUGGAGCCAGAGGCGGUAACGAUUGCACUUGAGGGGAUCGACGGCGAGAGUGCGCGGACAGAGGUGUGUCUUGACCGCGUUUUUGACGUGCGGCGCAUGGUCGUGUACAACCAGCACGCGAAGCCGGCGUGGCUAGUAGAGAAGCAGAAGAAGAAGCAGCAAAGAAAAGCAAAGCAGAGCGAGACGGCAAGCGGCCAAACGAGUGAACCGUCGUCGAAUAAGACAGUACCGGAGAAAGAAACCAAGACAGAAGAAGCAGCCGCCGCCGCCGCCGCGGGCGAACAGGGCGGAAACCACCCACUUGUACAAUACGUAAACUCUUUGCAUUGA